This is a messenger RNA of Arachis stenosperma, 2516 nucleotides long. RefSeq lists its product as uncharacterized. Bases 1019 to 1828 code for a protein of 269 amino acids. The transcript is spliced from 10 exons. NCBI's taxonomy places the organism in Eukaryota, Viridiplantae, Streptophyta, Magnoliopsida, Fabales, Fabaceae. The record is from RefSeq and is a predicted model, not a curated record.
CCUUAUUUCCGAAAUGAAAGGCAUUUAGUUAGCUGAGAGAGUGGCUUUGGAACCCUAGAUUUUCUACUGCCAGGUUCACCGCAAUUUUCGCUGCCGUUUUCAUUGUCGGCGCCAUUACCACUGUCGUGUUCAUUGCAGUAGAGAGCUUUUGGAUCGAGCCACCUCUUCUAUCAACGUGUUUUUGGAUCAAAUCUGUUCUCUAUACUGUCUCCCCUGCUGCCACCGCAGUUUUCACCACCGUUGCCGCCACAGUUUCUGCCGUCGAUGCCACCGUAGUUGCCGUGGUACAACGUAUUUUCAGAUCUGUUCAUUCCUGAGCUUCUUCUUCAACGCCGCAUUCUCUCACUCCAAUUUCUCCUUUGAACUGCUGCUGAGCAGAUCUCAUAUGAGAAGACAGCCACUAAUAAUAUAGCAGAGGCAGAGUUUUAUACUUCACCAGUUUCUUACUAUUGCUUUUGAACAAAGUUUGUUGAGAUUCCAGAAUCGUGACCUUGGAUCUCUCAUAGUGUACUCAAUUGAAGCCACAAUAAACGCAGAUUUUGUGGUACCCUCAAGCACCUUAAUUGGUUAAUAAUAAUUAAUGAUGCCUAAUACAAUAAGCUAAGCUAAUUGAGCUACUAGCAUAUAUAAGAAGCAGAAAGCAUACAUUAUAGUUUUGAAGUUUGCGUGCGCUAUAAAAUUACUUGGUUUACCAUGCAGAAAGCAACUACAUGACUUUUAACCUCAAAAAGGUACAGCUUUGAAAUUUUUGGUGGGAGGGGGAUUUAUUUGGAGAAAAAUGGAGUUUGAUCUGUUUUAAUUUUCAUAUGAUUGGACAAACCAUACUGGUUUUUAGGACAUUCUUCAAUAUUUGACUUAGCAGUAGUUAUUUCACAUUGAUAGAGUUGCAAAAACUUUCUCUAGCUCAUUCAAAUUUUUUAUUGUGUGCUUAUUCAUGUGAUAAGUUAUUUUCCUCAUCUACAGUUAAAGGAAACCUGAAACUUCUGAUGCCACCACCAUAAUCAUUGGUCAUCUAGUCAUGCCAAGGAGAAAACGCAUAAAAAAUCUAUUGAAGUUUGUAGAUGAGAGGGAAAACAACAAUGCUUCUCAUUCACUUCAACCUCCAGCACCAGCAGCAUCUGAAGAUACUACUGUAGAGGCUGGUGAGGCUCCUUCUCAAGCUCUUUCUCAAGUCGCUGCAAAUUCCAUUUCAUCUAAUGGAGCCACACGUUGUUCUAACUCAAAGUCUUCAUCUACUUGGAAUGUGGAGAUAAUUGACUCUACAAAUGUGAAGAAGAAGGCUAAGAUCAAAGUCAAGGAUGUUUGCAACUUAUCUAGGGGAGACCGUGUAAUUGUAGAGGUUGACGAAGAGGGUGCGACAUAUGGUGAAGCACAAGGUUUACUUGCUGGCUAUUGUGGUAUAUUAGCAACUAAUGCACGUAUCUUUCCAAUUAGCUUUGAAAAGUGGUCAGGACAAGAAAAUGGUGGCAUGCCUAAGUCUUUCAAGGAUGAGUGCUUUGAUUCAAUGAUAAAGCCCCACUUCCAUUUUACAAGCACAGAAAAGAUUGCCUACAGGUAUUGCAUUCAAAGUAUUGCAAAGAAGUGGGGAACAUAUAGACAAAGAUUGUGGAAUGAGUUCUAUGAUCCAACUAUGAGAAAAGAAGCAUUGGUGAACAAUGUGCCUGAUGAUAUUCCAAGAGAUCAAUGGGCUUGUUUUGUCAAUUAUCGACUAAAACCGUCUACAGUUGAGCUUUGCAUGAAAAAUAAGGAAAAUCAAAGUAAGCAAACCAUUCCUCACACUUGUGGAUCUAAAUCCAACUCUCGGAGGCGACAUGAGAUGUACUUGUAAAUGGGAAAGAAGCCUAGUAGAGGAAUGAUGUACAUUGAAACACAUAAGAGAAAGGAUGGGUCUUUUGUAAAUAACGAGGCAUUAACUAUAGUGGAACAAAUUGAGCUGAAUAUGACAUAGUCAAAUGCACAAUUUGAGGUGUCCCCUAAUGAUGCUAUUGGUAAAGUUUUGGGGCCUAAACACUCUGGGAGAGUUCGUUGCAUCGGCAUGGGAGCAGCGCCUACGAAUACCUUUAGGAGUGUGAGAAGUCGGCUUAAUGGGAUGACCAUCUCCACUAAUUCAGCUGGAUCUUCUUCGCCUACUACUGCUGCAAUUUUACAGGAAAAGAUCAAUAAUUUGGAGUCCGACUUACAUAAUUCACAGCAAAAGGUUACUAGUCUAGAGUCUAAGUUGCAGCAAUCAUUUGAUAUGAUGAAAGCAUACCUAAUGAUGAAAGAAGAAGGAAUUCCCGAAGCGCUUGUCGGCUUCUUUUCUAGCCGAGAGGCUAAUGAUGCUGAAAGCGAGCCUACUACUCCCUUUGAUGCUAGGAGAUCAGCUGGUGAUAGCAACAGACAUCCGAGAAUAAAUAUUUGAGACUUUAUGUAAUUAGAUGAUAUUGAAAUAUUGAAGUUGUUGUUUUAUUUUACUUUUUAAAGAAAAACAAUAAUAGUUAUGUAGAACAAUACAUAUGCAAUUAUAUUUGGAACUA